CAGUGCGUCAAGUAGCAAGCUAAACAAUUCCAAAGGGACAACAACAUUCAGCUGCUCAAGAUCUCAAACCUCGCUCACCCCGCCACAUCUCUGCUCGGUUUCCCUCGUGAAUCUCAUCUUCCCGGACCAGAGCCGUCGGUGUCGACACUGCUGCCGUCGGCGUCGACGUUCUCGGAUUGCGUGGGCUCGUCGUACACCGAGCCCACCGGUGGCCGCGACAGUUUCAAUCAGCAGCUCCUCUGUCGCUCGUUAGCUCGUUUGGCUCGCGUCCGAGGACACGGGGAGACGUCUGCAGGUGAUCUGAAGACGAUCAGAGGCGGGAGAGGGAGCUCCGAGGGUGGCCAGAGGCGGGAGAGGGUGUGUUAAAGGCAGCCGGAGGCGGGAAAACUGCGUCAAGGAUAGCUAGAGGCGGGAGAGGGUGCUCUGAAGGCAAUCAGAGGCGUGGGUGGCUAUUCCGUCGGUGAGAGAUGGCAUGAAAGGCUGCAUCGGAAGUGAUCAAUGACGAGAAAAGAGAGUAUAAAUGGGAAAUGUUGAAUAACGAAUGAUAGGAGACGAUUUAACAAAAGAUGAGCAAGGAGAGACUGGGAAUGAUGGUUCGUAAGCGGGCGGAGGCGGGAACAUGAUCGAACCGAGCUGCUUUGAGGCUCAGCUGUCCUGAGUCAGGACUUGUGCCAGGGAUCUGCGCGACGUGUCUCCUCUGGUCUCAGAGGCACGCAUAUCGUCCGACGCGGCACGCCAACACCGCUGGGAACGCGCCGCUAAGCACUCCCACUGCGCCGCUGCCGCCGCCGCGUCGCACUCGUCGCACGCGUCGCAUUCGUCGCCGCGCCGCCGACGCCGCCGGCCGAGCCACCGUCGCCGUCGUCGUGGCCCCGUUCCUGGCGCAGGUCGGGUCAGACGGUCGCCGGUCGGGGUCGGUGCGGGGCGUGCUCGUGCGGGGUUCGGAGGGACGUGCUAUGGUAAAUGGUCAACAGGUGACUGACUGUGGUGAGGGUCUGUGUUGAGCUGAGUCUGAGGGAGACUCCGUGAACUAAAGCGGUGGACGGUCACCGGAGAUCAUAUCGGGACCGAAAUUGGCUCCUGUCAGACCUAAUAACUGAUUGUGUAGACUGGAGACAUAUUGGGGCCGAGGAGACGAAGGGUUGACAGAGACGGAGAAAGGAAGUCCCGUGUCCGUCAGAUAUAUCGAGCUGGACAGCGGCAGUGGUGGCUGAUGAACAGGAAUAACUUUUGUAAGACUUCUUACGACCCGUAACCUCCGCUGACGUACGAGUAUAGUGUCUGCUGGGAACGCCAAUACACCAAUCAAGUUCGUACACCAACCAAGGACAAUCCACAGCUGGAUCAUGGACUUCGACAACGCCACCGGCAUGACGACCAACAUGACCAGCACCCCCAACGUCACCGACCCGUUCUACCAGUACUCGGACGCUGCUAGCUUCCUGCAGAACACGGUCGGCCCCAAGUACCUGCCUCUUCAGGUGGUGCUGCCCAUCACCAUUGUCUACAUCAUCAUCUUCGUCACCGGGGUGGUUGGGAACGUGGCCGUGUGUCUGGUCAUCAUCCGAAACCCUGGCCUGCAGACAGCUACCAAUUACUACCUGUUCAGCCUGGCGGUGUCCGACCUGGCCGUUCUGGUGCUUGGGCUGCCAAACGACCUCAAGGUGUACUGGCAGCAGUACCCCUGGGGUCUGGGAGUUGCGCUGUGCAAGAUCAGAGCCCUCGUCUCAGAAAUGACCUCCUACGUGUCUGUGCUGAUAAUUGUGGCGUUCAGCCUGGAGCGCUACCUCGCCAUCUGCCAUCCGCUGCUCUCCUACACGAUGGCCGGCCUGAGAAGAGCCAUGCGGAUCAUCGCGGCCAUCUGGCUGAUAUCGCUGUGCGCCGCCGCGCCUUUCGCGUUCUAUACGGACGUGCACUACAUCGAAUUCCCUAGAGACUCUGGAAUCUUCCUGGAAACGAUAUGCGUGAUGCCCAACGAAUGGCCGCUGAUCUUCAGCUCGUUCGUCUUCUUCAUCGUGCCAAUGACGAGUUUAUUGUUCGUCUACCUCUGCAUCGGAGUGCAGAUCCGUCGGGCGGCCACCAUCGGAAACCACCUGGAAGGCACCGUCUCGGGCGGCGAGGCCCGGCAGCGCGGAAACAGGAAGGCCAUCCUCCGCAUGCUCGUGGCGGUUGUGAUCGGUUUUUUCGUCUGUUUCGCGCCCCACCACGCCCAGCGGCUGCUGUACAUUUACGGGAAGCAGCUGCCCAACUAUCGGGAGAUCAACGAGUACAUGUACUACAUCACCGGCUGCUUCUACUACUUCUCGGCCACCAUCAACCCCAUCCUGUACAACGUCAUGUCGGCCAAAUAUCGGCAGGCGUUCAAGGACACACUGUGCGGGAGACGCCGCCAGAGUUUCCACUACAGCACCAACCACUCGCUGCCGCCGGCGUCCCACCAGCUCAUCAACACCAACUCGACCAAGGAGACGCUGGUGGCCGGCCGCACGGCAGGCUCGCUGGGCUCUGCGCGCCGCGCCGCCAGCCGCAGCCCGCUACUGGUGAAGGACUCGGUCCCUUCACCAGCGCCGGCCCAGGCCGCUAAUGGACGUGCCCUGCUGCAGCCGCCGGCAGCGACAGCCGAGAGAACGGCGCUCACUGUGAACGGUUACACCUCCGAGACCAGAGUGUGAGCGUUGGCGGUGGGGAUAGAGUGCUGAGAUGAAGUCGGGGAAUGAGUGCGAGAAGUGCGUGUGAUGUAGCUGUUGAUCGAUUGUGGGAUGCGUCGUUUGGAGUUUAUAUUUAAAAGAAAACUUACGAAGAUCCGGGUGCAAAGCUCUCUGCCUGUGACAAACGAGCAAAUUACUGUGAACGGUCUAACAACCUGAUAUCUCGGGUCUAGGAUACACAAACAGUUGGUAAAUGGGAUUGCAUGUGACCUGAAAAGUAUAGUGGAAGCGAAACAGCCAUAUUGUGAGGAUUCACAGUCAAAGGUGAUGUAUUUAGCAACAUAUUACAUCCGUCUAAAUAUGAAUGCAUAUUGAAUUGUUUCGAACUUCAUAUGCAUAUGCAAAUGUUCGUCAAUAUUUAUGAACUCACAGUUAUACUGUAGCAUGACUAAUACUUGGAAGUUGUAAUAUGCAUCUUUUAGUUUGCGCAUUUAUGCUCAGACAUAUUGUUACGACACGUGCCCAGGAGGACAAGUAGAAGGAUUAUACCAUAUGAUCACAAAUGGCUUCAAGUUGUCAGACAAAGCGUCAAUAUCUAGACAACCGUAACCAUUGGUGACCGUAAGCGCUCAUUUAUGGUCUGCUCAAUGGACAACAAUUCAUUAGUGCGUGCGACUGAGUUUAAGGGGCAAUAAUUUGUUGAAAAAUUGGCUCUUCAAUGACAACAGCAAAUUGACACGUAAACUUUGUAAAGUGGAAAUGGCUGGACAGUAAACUAGCAGUAUAAAUUUCAUAGAAAUUUGCGUCAAAAUGUUCCCCGGGACCAGUUUUCUAUUGUCACAUUUCAAAUCGUACAUACAGUGAGGAUUCAUUAGAUUCAAAACCGGUAGAGUUCGAGUGCAAUGCUUUAGUUUUGGCGGCACUCUUCGUUUGUUUAACCUUAAUACCCACGCUGGCACGCAAUGUCAUACAACAUUGACUGAUGGAUCUCCUAGUUAGACCCGAGCAAAAGCGUUUCAAUAAGUGCCGUUAACGACAGCGUUACACCGUCCUGGCUCCAGUUUUCAAAUAUGGUGACAGAAAUAUUAAUGGCAUAUCUGACAUAACAUGUCGCUCUAAAACCCCAUUAUUAGGGAGUAGGCUAGUCACACAUUGUUACAUAAUGUUGCAUAUUGAGGCUAGUCACAUAUGGACAGCAUGUUGGUGAAGUAGUAUGUGCUAGUUAUGCAGUAAACGCUGCAAAGAAUGUCAUGCUGCCUUUUUCUCAAAGCUGGCGGCACUUCAGCUUAUUUUCGCCGCAUAUAGGAGUCACUCGAGCUUUCUGGUGGGAGUUACUUUAGUGGGCACUUUGGAGGGGUCUCAUUGUUGUGCGACUUUUGAUAUUCAUGAGCCUCGUCCAGAGUGGCCGUUCACAGCCGAGUCGGGACGGAGACAUCCCAUUAAGGCGCGGUCGUGUGCUGUGGCUCCUCAGCCUCUUUGGCAGCUUCGCACCGUUCUUUUCCACUGAAAAAAACGCUCGGUUUUUGCCUGCUUUGAGCUAAUAGAAAAGAAGUAUGGUGAAUGGGACACUGUCGAGCCAAAACAUCGUAUUUUAACGCACACGUUCAUGGGGGAAACAAAACAAACUAACUAAAUUUGAUAGCUAAUGAAGCUCAUUGCAGAUCAUGUAUAUGAUGCGUAGCAGACUACUCAAAAUGGACAUAAUUAACAUGUUUUGUCAGCUCAAAUCACAAAACUUUCGGCUCCAGAUAACUUUGAUCACUGCAUGUAACACUAGUCGGAAAGUUUAUCCUGACAGCUCAAGCCCACAGAGGUCAUACCAUGGAAGUCUCCGAAAAGCAUACACAAGCAAUCUCGGUAUGUUCAGAGACGCGGCUCACUGUAUGUAUGAAGCGACAUGCAAGGAACGUGUAAUCGUUUGUGGAUCGUACAAUGUGGAUCGAUGUGGAUCGUAGUCGUACCUCAUAAUGACUGGAGCUCCCCGUUAACUGUCGAAUGUCACCAGGCUUCUGGUGGACAUGGCUAUCACGUCAGCCUGUUGUUUACGUCGUACCUCAACGUGUCGAAGGCUGGAUCAGUAACGCAUUGCUCCUAUAUAAGGACUCAUCGUGCAUGAGUGGGCGCGAUGUAUGUUUGUUGUCAACUAUAGCCGGGGUUCAGUAGCUCGCUGGGUUCACUGGCUCGCCGGGAGUGGCUCGCUGGGUUCACUAAUUCGCCGGGUUCACUGGCUCGCUGGGUUAACUGGUUCGCCGGGAGUGGCUCGCUGGGUUCACUGGCUCGCUGUGUUCAGUGGCUCGCUGGGUUCGCUGGUUCGAUCUCCGUCCUCUAGCGCCGGCAAUGGGGAGAGUGCCGACACCAGGGGACUGGGUAUCGUUCAGAAAACCCGGCAGUUGUCGUACCUGCACGGAAUCCGUGCCGGUGGCAGUUCCGACAGGAACUCCGGUGUGUUUCAAAUGUAGUGCGGUACGUGUUUCCUACGGGAUUUGUACAUAGACGUCGUCGGCAAUGUUGCCGACUCGAAUACGUGCGCGAAAACGGGUGUGCUCGCAUUUAAUGGAUGCUAUAUUGCCGUUUGUGCAACGUGAGUUUGUAUCAAAUCUGGAAUGUUUAAGCCCUCUGUGUGUCUGUCGCGCAAAUGUAAGCGCAUAAUGUGCAUCUGUUGUCCCUUAUUCGUGGACUGAAGCUGUUCUUGGGUGACUUCACCGUAAAAAAGAAUAAAUAAUUGUAGUUACGA
Molecule: messenger RNA, 5382 nt
Organism: Amphibalanus amphitrite
Lineage: Eukaryota; Metazoa; Arthropoda; Thecostraca; Balanomorpha; Balanidae
Product: neuropeptides capa receptor-like
Exons: 7
Coding region: 1347-2672 (441 amino acids)
Biological process (GO): neuropeptide signaling pathway
Cellular component (GO): plasma membrane
Molecular function (GO): neuropeptide receptor activity
Source: RefSeq, a predicted model, not a curated record